This is a messenger RNA of Symbiodinium necroappetens, 2151 nucleotides long. Lineage: Eukaryota; Dinophyceae; Suessiales; Symbiodiniaceae. The record is from the annotation of a GenBank genome assembly.
AUGAUGCGUGAGGACGGGAAGGAAGUGACUGAGUCGAUUCUCAAGACUCAGCUUUGUGGGCCCAUGGUGGUCAAAGCCGCCUGGCACAAAGCCAUGCUGAAGCAAUUCGGGGAGGUGUGCAGGUCGUCAGCUGCAAUGGCCCGGGUCAUCUCUUCGCUUGAAACAAGGGCCGGACUGAUGAAGGUAGCCUCUUGUAUGACAUCCAACAUACCCCUCCAUGGGGUGUCAGAGGAAAACAUCGGCAUAGCAGAAUGCCGGGUCCUAUUCAAAGAAUUCCAAAAGGUGAAGACUUCUGGGCAGCCUGAAACGACUGCCGAAGUUGACAAGCAGCAGCCUCAGCAGGAUCAGGACACCCAUGACAUGGUUGUGGAGUUGGAAACUCUUGGGGCUGACGAGACCAUGGCAACUUCCGACAAGAAGGCUCGUGAGGAUAUGUUGCGACAGAUGGACCGCCUUCAUAGGUGCGCAGGGCCUGAUGCUUUGGCCAGCCUGAAGAAGACGGUCAAGAGCUAUGUGAAUGUGAGCACCAGGACAUGUUUUCUCCUGGACGCCCCCACAUCAAGACCCAAGGUGGCUACAGACUUCAUAGACGGGAUCAAAGACAUUGUCACUGCGAACAGCCUGACGUCCUUCAGCAUAGCUGUGCCCUGUGCAGGGCGGAUUGAUUUUAUGUCUGUGAUCCAAGACAAGCUCGCACAGACAUUCCCUGAAUCGCAAGUGUUCGUGACCAUCCUCACCAGUGGAAAUUCGAUGCAGAGUCAGAAAAAGAAGACAAAAUUUGCUUUGCUGGUCCACCAAUGUCCACCCAAGCACGUGCCGAGUGUGCCAACAAGCAUUGCUUCCAUGAAAGGCAAGGCACGUGCGUGGGAAUGCCUGAGGAUGCGAUGCCUGUCCCUGAGUUGCCCUCUGCGCAGCGAGGCUGACAAGAAGGCAGCGCAAGAAGCCCUGGAGAAGGAAAAAGCAAAGAGUGAGGAGCUCCGCAACAUGAUAGCCCUUCAGAGGAUGGAGCUAAACAGAGAUGAUUGUGCGGAGCCUGACGACGACCACGAGGCCAUGAGUGAGGAGGAAGAUGCUGGCGAGUCUGUGCAGGUCCAGUGUGUCCAGCCUGAUGAGGGCAAACGAGAUUUCAUCAUAGAGCUUUUCCCCUUCACGAGGUCGAUGAGCUUCUACAAGCCUCUGUUGGAGCAGGCUCUGUGUGUCUCUGCUGCAUCCGGCCUGACGGUGAUCCUCACUACCACGGCCCACCCCUCUUCCGGGGUGGCCGCUGUUCUCCUCGGGCAGGAAUGCUUUGUGGCCAUGCCUUCGGUAAACUCACACGCCGAUCUCCAUGGCAAGAAAAUCGCCGAGGACAUGCUCUUCAACAACGCGCGACAGUCGAUGGCUGGAUCCGCAGGAAGCCUGAAGAGACCCUUGAACAACUCUUUGCAAUUGAUAGACGGCGGCCGGGUUCCCGAAGACUGUCCGUGGGAUCUCGCAGAACUGCAGCCUGAUUCUGCUGACACCUUUGCUGGUGUCAACAUCCUUUCCGGAUCGCUUGACGUGCGGGUUCCACUCCUUCUACAGAAAGAGCUGAACGACAAUCGGCUGUCACUCGAUUUCAAUGAUCAGCUAAGCCUGAUCGUCCGGACACACAAUGGGUCCGGUGUGGCCAAAAAUUCACCGCUUUGCCUGAACUACGGGCUGCACUUUGAUCUCGAGGCAGCCAAAGCCCAGCAGGCUGUCGAGACUGAUGACCGUGUGAAGCGGUUUCGAGGUGCAUUGGAUGCUGUUUUGGCGAAGGGCUCCCAGGCGUCGCAAGGACAGACAAGCAACGCCAGCGAGGCAGUGGCUGUGCCAGCCAAGACAGCUGCAACCCUGGCGGCUCUCCCAGCGCCUAGCCCCAAGCCUCCGACGCCGACACCGGCGACGCCACCUACUGCUACCCCUGCACCGGCACCGCCGGCCCCAUCACAAGCAGCUCCGGCAGCCCCGCCCCCAAGUCAAGUGACGCCACAGAAAAUGCCUGACGGCGAGAACAUGCCAGUUACUGAGACAGUCUUGGCGACUGGCGUGAGCACGCACAACCUCACCUUCAGUGAGAUGAGCUUCUACCCCACGGUGCCUGAGGCUAUGGUGAAGCAAGAACGGAAGCGAGCUCGCCAGUGCUGUUGA